Messenger RNA from Xiphias gladius (swordfish), 8363 nucleotides. Its product is annotated as kinesin-associated protein 3-like. Bases 341 to 2662 code for a protein of 773 amino acids. The transcript is spliced from 20 exons. Gene Ontology annotation, biological process: microtubule-based movement; cilium organization. Gene Ontology annotation, molecular function: kinesin binding. The record is from RefSeq and is a predicted model, not a curated record. Lineage: Eukaryota; Metazoa; Chordata; Actinopteri; Istiophoriformes; Xiphiidae. Gene Ontology annotation, cellular component: axoneme; ciliary transition zone; kinesin II complex.
GGAGAUGUACCUUCGUUAGACUGGAUCACUAGCAAAGGCAACACCCGUAACAUCGCCAUACAGGUUGACCUGUUCCGCUUCGUCUGUCCGACAGCCUCAUUCACAAAAAUGUCAUGCUAGAGUUAAGCAGAAGAACUUCACCCUGCGGAGCAUCGGUUUUUUUGCCGUCAGAAAUCAGCAAACAAAAACGUAACCAAUUUUCCAGAGUAGGUAGUCUUAUUAGAGGAUCCCAAACAAUUAGAAAGUAAGACCCUGAAUGUACUCUGUAAGCUGCUGUGACAAAAUAUGCAAAUAGAAACAUUAAAAUCUGAAACAAAACCUCUCAGUAAUUUGUUAAGCAAUGGUGAUGAUGACAUGCAAAGUGACUGCAGGCAGUUUAGAUGUUCAUCCCACGGAGAAGGCCCUUGUGGUCCACUAUGAGGUGGAAGCGUCUAUACUGGGAGAGAGUGGCGGUCAUAUGCUGGGCGAGCGCAAGGAGGGACAAAAAAUUAUCCGUGUGAAAAGUCUUUCUCCUAGCACAGAUGUGGGAGCUUUGGCAAAGAAAGUGGUGGAGGAGUGUAAGCUCAUCCCUUCCUCCCGUUUGCCCCAGGUGGAGCAGCUCCUUUACUACCUGCAGAACAGGAAAUCAUCCCCAGUAGAGGGCAAAGUGGAGAAGAAAGAGAAAAGAACUGUGAAACCCCGAGAGUUGACACCGUUUGAAGGAAUGGAGUUAAAUGAGGAAGCCAGCAUAACCAGAGUGGAUGAGUAUAUUGAGCUGCUCUAUGAAGGCAUCCCAGAGAAGAUCAGAGGCUCUGCUCUCAUUCUGCAGCUCGCCCGCAACCCUGACAACCUGGAGGAGCUGCUACACAACGAGGCAGCUCUAGGUGCUCUGGCCAGAGUAUUGAGGGAGGACUGGAAACAGAGUGUAGAGCUGGCUACCAUCAUCAUUUACAUCUUCUUCUGCUUCUCCAGUUUCUCCCAGUUUCAUGGAGUGGUGAGUCAUUAUAAAAUAGGUGCGUUGUGUAUGAGCGUGGUGGAACAUGAGCUGAAAAGACACGAUGUGUGGUGUGAGGAGCUACGCAAGAAAAAUAAAGCUUGUGAGUCAGCACCAGAGAAUGGCUCUCUAAGAAGAGACCAAGACAAAGCUCUGAGGAAAUACCAAGGCCUUCGGGCUAAACAGGAACAGCUAUUCAGAGUGUCUCUUUACCUCUUGUUGAACCUUGCUGAGGACACAAGAACCGAGCUGAAGAUGAGGAAUAAGAACAUUGUUGGUCUUUUGGUCAAAGUUCUUGAACGGGAUGAUGAGGAAUUGCUGGUCCUGGUGAUUUCAUUCCUCAAAAAACUGUCCAUCUUCUUGGAGAACAAGAAUGACAUGGCUGAGGUGGAUACUGUGGAACGAUUGGCUCGCCUGGUUCCCUGUGACCAUGAAGAUCUGUUAAACCUGACUCUGCGUCUGCUGCUCAACCUCUCCUUUGACUCUGGGCUCAGAGCCAAGAUGGUAGAAGUUGGACUGUUACCUAAACUGACUGGCUUGUUGGGUGAUGAGAACAACCGUCAGGUAGCCAUGCGAAUCCUGUAUCACAUCAGCAUCGACGACCGUUUCAAGGGCAUGUUUGUUUACACUGACUGCAUACCUCAGCUUAUGCAAAUGCUCUUUGAGUACAGUGAGGAGGAAAUUGAGGCUGAGCUCAUCUCCAUCUGCAUUAACCUGGCUGCAAACAAGAGGAAUGCACAACUUAUGUGUGAAGGAAAUGGGUUGAAGAUGCUCAUGAAGAGAGCUCUGAAGGUGAAAGACUGCCUGCUGAUGAAGAUGAUCAGAAACAUCUCACAACAUGACGGACCAACCAAACCACUGUUCAUAGACUACGUCGGUGACCUUGCAGCAGAGAUACGUGCAGAGGAAGAGGAGGAGUGGGUGCUGGAGUGUCUGGGGACACUGGCCAAUCUCACCAUCCCGGACCUGGACUGGGAGUUGGUGCUGAAAGAAUACAACCUCGUACCUUACCUCAAAGACAGACUCAAACCAGGCUCAGCAGAGGAUGACCUCAUCCUAGAGGUGGUGAUAAUGAUUGGAACAGUUUCCAUGGAUGAUGCCUGUGCUGCCAUGUUGGCUAAAUCUGGGAUUAUUCCUGCCCUUAUCGAGCUACUGAACGCCCAACAGGAGGACGAUGAGUUUGUGUGUCAGAUUGUCUACGUGUUCUACCAGAUGGUUUUUCACCAAGCCACACGAGACGUCAUCAUCAAAGACACCCAGGCUCCAGCCUACCUGAUAGAUUUGAUGCAUGACAAGAAUGCUGAGAUAAGAAAAGUGUGUGACAACACCCUCGAUAUUAUUGCUGAGUAUGAUGAGGAGUGGGGGAGGAAGAUUCAGUCAGAGAAGUUCCGUUUCCAUAACAACCAGUGGUUGGAGAUGGUCGAGAGUCGCCAAGCUGAUGAGUCUGAAACAUAUCUCUAUGAUAAUGACAAUGAUAGGACUGAUCUAUUCUAUAGUGCAGAUGGAAUAACUCCAGCAGACGGUUCAGUCAGCCCAGAUUUCUUCAGUGACCUGCAGGCUCAAAACGGAGACUCGCACGAUACAGGAGAUGACAAAGAUGUAUUCGACCAGACCACCUCCUCGCCUGGACGGCCAGCCACUGCCUAUGGCUUUCGACCUGACGAACAGCCGUUCUAUCAGUACUCAUAGACAUACACACAUGCCUCGUUUGUUAAACGCUUCAGGACAUCCUAUCAUCUCAGACUCAUUCCCCAUCCACAGUCUGCAUUUCCACUGUUACAUCUUUAGAUUGACCUUACACUGCUAGAAUCCCAUUGACAUGACUGAAUGUGAAGGCAUCGCAUUGGUAAGACAUUGGUCAUAAAUGCUGAAAUAUAUAAUACUGAUAGGGACGGAAACACAAAUACUGCAGAUUUAAAACUAGUUAUUAAAUAAACUGCAGUUCCACACAGUCAACCUUUCAUUACCCAUUUCAUUCAUUUACCAUUAUGUUCAACAAAUUAGUAGUUAAGUCUUCCUUACCCACUGGCCAGUCAUCUUAUGUUGAAGUCCUUGUGGGUCAGCAAAUAAUUCAAAGAAUGUACACAGACUUUACAUUUCUAAUAAUAUAAGCUGAUAAGAUUUUGCAUGUGUUUCGUAUGUCUUAAUGAAUAUUUGUUGCCUCCUCAAAUCCACUGAAAAAACAGGCAAAUGUUUUCUUACAUUCCAUUGUCAAAAGGUUUGAGAUCCACUGGUUUGACUCAUAUAACACUGUGUCAACAUGCUAACCUAUGAAAGGUUAAAUGUUACACACAGUCCUUUUUAUUAGCACGCACUAUAAUCUACAUAACUUUCUUUUUUUAUGUCACUGUAAAAUUGGCACAUUGUUGUUGGUGAUCCUUAUAACUUAGGGUGCUUUCACACUGGUGGGUUAGUCCAAACCUGGGUGCAGACCAAGACACUAUACCAGGGUGUAUUUAUGUGAGGAGGUCUGAGACUGAGUACUCCACCGUUUUAGAAUUGCACUCACUAUAACAUUGUCAAAUUACAAUAGACAAUGGAAAGAGUCUAAAUCGAUGCAGUAGUGCCCGGAGGUUUCAAGUGUUUUUUUUUUCCCUCAGUAUAUUACUGGGUGCAGAACUCAAUAUAUGGAAUAUUUCACGUUUUUGAGUAUCAGGUGUUGCUUACCUUUCAGGCCACAGGAGUGCAGGACACACUAACAUGAUAUGCUGGUAUUGAGAAAAAGUAGAACCAUAGGCUACAUUAUCCUCCCAAAAUAUUAAGCAGUAGGCUACAUAAAGCUGAUAACUAAUGAAAUCAAGAGGUGUUUUUACUUAAUAUACUGUGAUAGUAUUGCUAAUGCUACAUGUGUAUUGCUCGAAUAUUAAAUUAAGAAAACUCAACUAGCUCAUAUGUAUGUUGCAUUAUGAGAGUAGCAAAUAUAAAAAACUUGGAGAUGAUAAAGGAUUUAAAUUAAAAUGAAUAACAAUUACUAAAACUAACGGGCAGUAAAAGUUGUGUAACUUGCUGCAGCGAGACUCUCCAAAGACCACAGGCAAAAGAAAUCAGGAGUGAUAUCCACAAGCUAACAAGCACUGAGUCUACUGUCUGACUCUGGUCUGUACAAGAGCUGGUAUCAGCAGCACCUCAGUCUAUGUGGGUUUGCAGUAUUAAAGAAAAAGAAACCCGAACCUUGAACUUUAAGUACUGAAAGGUCUAAGCAGCGAGUGUAGCUACAGUAAGCCCUGCUUAAAGCAAGCUAAACUUUGGCACUUAGUACACAAGUGACUUUUUAAACACCAUUCAAGAAUUUAUCUGCUUCCACUUAUAUGGCUGGCAUUUAGUUUGGUAACAUAAAAGCUGAGUAGGCAGGAGAAGGUGAAAGCUUUUGUCAGUGUCAGAGCAUACAGCUAUUUCUCGGAGGCUGUAUGUAGGCCUACCAGCGUACCAGUACCAUUUCGAUUCGUAUCAAACUCAUAAAAAAAUCGGUUAUUCAUUUUUGGGCAGCACUGCUAUGCACCAGAAACCGAGAGAUAUGGUGGCAAUAAAAAAUAAGUGAACCCUUUGCAGUUAUCUCCAUUUAUGUAUAAAUUUCACAUGGGAGCUGGUGUGGAAAUUGCAAGAAUACCAUCAAUGAUCAACACAAAAAACUGUAGUAGCUGAGUAAAAAAAUAUGUAUUUUACAAUAUAGUGGAAUGUUCACCUGCACAAGCAGAGUCGUAGUGGAGAUUCCCCUGAACAAAAGUGAGACUCACUUCUUAUACCAUUCAAGAGAACAAACUGUACCGUCAGUUUAUCUGAUAGUAGCCCAUGACAGAUUUAGAGCCGAUAUCUAGAGGCACUCAGCCUCACAUAUAUCAGACCUAUGGAAGACCCCCUUAUUGGAAGGAACACCCUAACACAUACCACAGAAUACUUGAACAUACGGGAAUAUCAUAGCUAGCUAUAAUAUGAGACCAAUACAAUAUAUUACAAAAAUUAUAAGCCUGUAAUAGUUAAAUCACAUUCCUCAAUAUUCCAUAGAAUUAAUUCCUAGCAUGGAUAAAAAAAAUUAACUCAUAAUUACAUUACAUUACAUGGCAUACUAUACACUAUAAUACUCUUACAUCAGGUUCAUAUAUCAUAUGUUAAGAACAUUUAUGUAAAGUUGUUACAUAAGGAUGUUUUUAUUUAUGCAAAAUACUUUUACAGAACAAGAGUUAGAAGCCCCAAACUUUGAAUUAUAUCACCUCGUGAAUCAGCUGAAGUAUUUAACCAAAUGGCUCAGCCCCACCCAACCCAACUCUUUCUGGUUAGAACCAGGCAUUAUGCAAAGAUACGCACUUAUCAUACCUCAUUUGUAUCAGCCCGGCCAUCAAGCGACAUCACGGUUUUCAAAAUAUAACCAUAUCUGCAACUCUGUCAGCUUGGUGGAGAGCACUUAAAAUCACUAAAUCUACAGCAUCCCAGCACUCAUCAAUUUGGAACAACUUAGACUUUUCUUCAAAUAAACAAACCUCUAAAUUUCACCUCCUGGAAAGAUAAAAUAAUUUUACAUCUUCAACAUAUCAUUCAAGAUAACAUCUUAUUAAUGAAUGAAUGGAUUAAUUAAUUUUCAACAUCUACUUCAGAAGUUCGGUGUUGGAAAUACGCAGUUUCCGGACUACCCGCAAUUAAAAUCAGCCAUCCUAUCAAAAAUACUUAGACAUCCCAGCAGUGUAAAUUAUUCAGCGUUAAUAGAGAAAAUGUUGAAACACUCAGGUUUAACGAAACUCCUAUCCAAAAUGUACAUAGUGCACCUGUCCAUUAGUACCAAUGUUGACUUCUGGAUCCAAAUCUGCAAUAACAUCUUCAACCAAAACAAUAACACAAACUCACAACAGAGCAAACUAUACUGGGGAGAAUCAGACAGUUGCACACACUGCUCACAAAACACAACUAACAGGUACCUGCGGGUCACCUGGCACUGCUCACCAAUCAGGCACUUCUGGCUCCAAGUUACAGAUCGCCUACCCUUCAUACUGGACUGCCACAUCCCGUUAUCUGCAGAAUUCUGCAACUUAUCAGCAUUAUAGCUACACAACACUACUUCUAGUAUUCUCCUCACAGCUCUAACUGUCUUUUUAAACUGGAAAGUUGAAAAAAAAUAACCUGAUAACAUCACACACUGGAACAAUCUUCUAAUGGACCACACAGUAUAUCCUGUAUGGCCCUGAUGGAUUUGCUUUCAUAGAGAGAGGACACGGCUGUCUUCAUGGUUGAGGAAGGAGGUUUAGCUUGGCACCGGAAGUGUGGUAUGCAGCACGUGAUCUUUUUUGUGCUAUCUGUAAGUUUGAUCCUACAUCAUUAUGAAUAGUAGUAGUAGUAGUUGUAAUCGUAGUCGUAGUAGAAGAUUAGAGCAGCUGGCAUGGGAGGGGUCUGGGAGUGGUUAAGGAAAGGACCUAGCAAUGGUUCAGAUCUUCCUCCUAUCAGGGUUUUGGAGCAACCCAAAGCUGUAUAAUAUCAGUCAUAACAACCAAAAACCAAUCACAAUAAACAAUAUAAAAUGUUGGAAACAUGGCAGUAACAGCAUGAUUACAAAAAGCAACAAUAACAAUACCUCUGGCCCAGGAGACCUUACCUUGCUGAUCCGCACUGGAGCCCCCGUUGAUGCCACAAUCUUUAUUUAGUAAUUAUUUAUUUAUUGUUAUUGUUGAUAGUAAUACAAGGAGUAUUUGUAGUGGCAAAAGCAUUAGUAUAUAUGCAUUUAUGUUUUUUCCCCCACACUUAUCCGUAGCUCGCCCUCUCCCUUUUCUUUCCUCGUCCACCUUAUAUAUAUACUUCCUAUACUUACUUCCAGACCUACACUCUGCUAAAGCAGCUGUAUAAUGAAGAAUGGUCCAAAAUUCCCCCUUGUUAACUUAAACACGUUGUUUGUCUAUACUUACAUGAAGAUCAGAUUACAUUCUAUGACCAAUUAAUACAGAAAACCAUAUAAUUCUAAAGGGUUCACAUUCGUUUUUUCUAGCCACUGUAUCAUCCUUUGUAUUCCAUGCAUUCUUCUUCAUUGUCAAAAUCUGGUGCCUACAUAACCUACGAUGCAACUUGACCACCGACAGUUCUGUCCAAGAUUCGGGUUUGUUUUGGUAGCAGCAUCUAAUGUCAUCUGGAGGUUUGGUAUGCACACUUCUUUUUACCUCCAGAACCCCCCGAGUUUGUUAAUUUUCAGACUUGUAGUCGUUAGCCCCAACUAAUGCUGACUUAAUUGAUGUCACAUGAUAGCACUUAAGUCAGCCUGGUAUCAAUUUGUCAGACUUCACACAGCUCACUCUGAAGACACAUAAGCAGUAGUACUCCCCGACACCUGGAAACAGACUGUGAUGUGCUAAAUCGGUGGACUCCUUAUUCUCCAUUUUCCUAAUGUAUGUCAAAACAGGCACCAGCAUUUUUCCUGGAAAUAGUGGUCAGCAUAUUUCAAGGAAAUUUUGUGGUAUUUAAAUUUCAAAAUGUGGUAUUCAGUUUCUGAUAUAAUUCAAAUUAUUAUGGCAAGGAUUUGCUUCUAUAUCAGUGGCCCAGCUCCAGUUUUUCUCAUAACUAUUUAAAUAGGGAAAAGGCACUAGAUUGAUCUACAAUACCAAAACAAUACAAUGAUAAUAAUAAAUAAAUAUUAAUAAUACAAUACUACAAUAUUACAAUACCAGUAUUGUGCAAGUUUUGGCAUGUGCACUGUCUAGUAUGCACAUUUAACCAUCCUAUAUGUUGAAUUAUAUACACUAACAUUAAAAUAUUCAGUACAUAUUUGGACAUUUAAGUAAUUGGGAUACAGCAGUUUUCAGCAUGCACGGUGGAGAAGUCAGGUUAUCUUACAGAUGUUCUGACAUAAUGAAUGUCAUUUUCUACAUUUACUGUACAUAUUUCCCGAAAAGUAAAAUCAAAAAAAUGCACCAAGGACUUCAACUAGGUACUAUUAAAUUUAAAUACUACAACUAGCUUGGUUACAGAAACAAAUGAAAUUCCCAUGAACAUGACGCUGCCAUCCAACAGAGCAGCUCCAUGUCUGAAUGUAUAAAUGUGCAUGAGAGCAGUAUAAAUACACUUUUCGAACCACAAAAAGUAUUGUGCCAUGGACUACACUACAUGAAUCUUAAUGAAGAGGAGAGUCAUACAUACUGUAUGUGCUGGACAGUGACAGUUAGCUACAAACUGUUAUUACUUUUAGACAUAUUUGCACAUAUAAAUUGUAAUGCAUGUUCAUGUUUUUUUUUUUAUAAGUUAUUGUUAAUCUUCAGUAUGUAUAUUAUUGUGUUUUUUAUAAUAGUUGAUUUUUAUUGCUACUUAACAAGACACUGUAAGCAGAAGUGUGUACCGGACUAUAGAUACUCUCCAUCUCUCACUGUCUUUCAUCUUCAGGUCCUUUAAUAAAAACACAUUUCAUAUGACAUUUGACUGUUUU